ACCGGACAGUUUCAACGGUCCGGGAACUCCCAACCGUUCUGAGAGAACAGAACAGGGUCAUCUGUGGCGAUCCAGUUCUACAGACAAAAGCAUGGAUGUUGGCGAAAGUUCCCUCCCAGACACUAUCAAUCCGAACAAUUUCCCUGCCAAACUGUGGCGUUUGGUGAACAACCCGGCCAACAAAGCCAUCUGCUGGGACAGCCUAGGCGAGGUCGUCAUCAUUGAUCAAAAGCUCUUCGAGAGGCAGAUCCUGUCUCCCACCAGCACCCCCUCGGACAGCGCCGAUGCCUUCAAAACGACCAACUUCUCGAGCUUUGUCCGCCAGCUCAACCUGUAUGGCUUCAGGAAAGCCGACGCAGCUAUUAAGGACAGCCAUCAUCACACCAGGGACAGCGGGACUUGUCAUCAUUUUUACAACCCAAACUUCAAGCGAAACCACCCUGAACUUGUCGUGAGUCUGAGGAGACUCACUGUCGACAACAAGGCCAAGCUACAAGCUGGUCUGAACGUGAAUUGUCGGCCUCCGAGUCGAUACCAGAGACACAGCGGGGGUGAUGAUGGCAGAGACAAAGAAGUGAAAAGAGGAAGUUCACUACUUAGCCCCACACAUCAGGAGUCAACUCAUCCUUACUAUCCACAUAAAGCUCAGGCCACGACAGCACACAAUGGAACCCCAGUCCCACCACGAUAUCUGAGAAGGGGUCCUGAUGCAGCUCUUUCUCCUUCUGUCUUUGCUACAGACAAAGGGAUACCAGUAUCUUUAAGCCACCACUACACUGGUAUAGCCUCAAGCUUCAAUGCUGUGCACAUUCAGCAGGGUUUACUGGCCCGUGCAAACCAUGGAAAUCCAAAUGUCAGCACUUUUAAUUCUCGUAAUGCACAGUCUCAGCCUGGCUACUAUUCCCCAGUUUGCCAGUGCUACCAUCCAAACCUUGUGGCAUCACAUAUGACAGGUAGUGGGCUUCAGACAGGGCCGUUCUCCCCCCAUAGUUAUUACCAGGCAGGAUAUCCUCUGAGUGUGUUGUGUCAUGGGGACCACAGCGAAGACUUAAAGAAUAAGGAAAAACAGGAGGUGAAAAAAUGUGACAUGAACUUGGACACAAUUUUCCAGAUUGCUGAUGAAGUGAUGCAAACUCCACCCAAUAACUGCCUUGUUAAGGUUGUGACGCCAGAGAAGCCAGGCCCUGUGUUGGAGUUGUCCUCCAACACCUGUCACACCAUGCUGUGUGACAACCCUGCCAGUAUCAUGAAAGCUAACCUUUUAUGUGCUGGACCCACCAUAAUGGCUGUGUCAGGCAAUGUUGAGCUAGUCACAUAUGGACAGCAGGAGGAAUCUGUGGUUUCAGUGCCUGAGCAAAUGCCUGAAGAUGCCAUAUUUGAGGUUACCAGUGAUGAUGCAAAGGACACUGAGAUCAUAACGGUCAAGAUCAACGACACUAACUUUGAUCCCAGUCAGGCUUAAACCGGCAGCUGCAUUGGAAGUCAACCAAAUCUUUAGAUCUCAACAUGUUGAUGUGAUUGGCAUGUGACAGGGUGUCCUGAGGAUGUGAUGUGUAAUAGUGAAGUUUUCACUAUUACCAGACUUCAAUCUCUACUUUAAUAAUUAUUUGUUGUGAAAAGGUUUGUUGCAUUUGUGUGCUCUAA
Xiphias gladius (swordfish) is the source of this 1644-nucleotide messenger RNA. It is a transcript of the gene hsf5, whose product is annotated as heat shock transcription factor family member 5. Gene Ontology annotation, molecular function: DNA-binding transcription factor activity; sequence-specific DNA binding. The coding region runs from base 92 to 1462 and encodes 456 amino acids. Gene Ontology annotation, biological process: regulation of DNA-templated transcription. The record is from RefSeq and is a predicted model, not a curated record. Lineage: Eukaryota; Metazoa; Chordata; Actinopteri; Istiophoriformes; Xiphiidae. The transcript is spliced from 7 exons.